ACAAGAUAUUGCAAGUGUAGAUUUUUGAAGAAGUAGAAAUUAUCUGUAGAAACCAGCCCGUGAAAAAAGAAAAAGUAACAGCUUAUUCAUUACUAAUACCCUGGACUUUUUGCACUAAGUCUCCGUGCUCGCCUGCUUCGGCUCCGCCCAACCAAUCUCCCCACUCCACGUCUUCUACUAGUUUUUUUUCUGGAGAGAGCAGCAGAAGGAAAAAAGAAACAAGGAAAGAAGACACCCUUUUUCUUAUUUUUUCUCCCUUUUCUCCUGAGCAAGCUACAAGGCUCGUCGAAUCCGAAUCCGAAGCAGCAGCCGCCGUUGCUCUUCUGUGUCUCAAUUUAUCAAUUAUUCAUCAACAUCAUCUGCCACUUCGCUGAAGUUGGGAGUUGAAUUUGAAUUCCAACAUUUCGAAUUCAGUUUUUGUUUCUCGCCGGCACAGGCCAACAUUAUCCAAACUCUGUCAAAAUAGGGUUCCUUUGUGAUUGUGGUGACAAAAUGGGAGCAGUUCUUCGGAACUGUUUUCGCAAUAAUUAUGACGGAAGCGUCUCGGUCGAAAAGAAAAACCAGGAAAACGAUGGCCCACCCACUUAUGAAAUUGUUUUCGGAUGGUCGCAAUCUUUUGAGAACCUCAUGAAACACCGAGCUGGACAAAAGUACUUUGCCGAAUUCUUAAAAGGAGAAUACUCAGAUGAAAACAUUCUUUUCUGGCAGGCGUGUGAAGAGCUCAAACGAGAGAAAAAUGCCGAGAAAAUUGAAGAGAAGGCUCGCAUUAUCUACGAAGAUUUCAUCUCGAUCCUUUCCCCAAAAGAAGUUUCGUUAGACUCUCGUGUCCGUGAAAUCGUUAACACCAACAUGGGACGUCCAUCUGCCUCCACCUUUGACGAGGCUCAAAACCAGAUCUACACCCUUAUGCAAAGAGACAGCUACCCACGAUUCUUGGCCUCCAACAUCUACAAGACCGUGAUGGGCACCUUCGGAAUCAAGGAGGAAGCCGUUUGAGCGGUUCCCUCCGGGUAGGGAUCCAAAACAUCGUGUUUCUAUUGAUUAGCUUUCGAUCCCAAUGUUUCCCCCGAUUUCCAAAAUUACCGUGAUUUUUCUUGUUCUGUGUCAUGUUUUUCUGUGACCUAUUUUCCAUUAUAUUUCCCGACUGUAAAAUCAUUUGUUCAUUACUCCUUUCCAUUUUUUUGAAAAUUCAACAUUCCAACAAAUUGAAACCUCUUGUUUGUUCCCUUUAUCCAAAAAGUCGAGCCAUCUAUUUUUCAGGGUUACUUUCUUCUUAAAAAACAAAAAUGACACAAAAAACUUUUUUUUCAUUCACUUCUCCAAGAAUUUUCAGUCUCUUUUUUGUUAUCCUUCUGUUUUACGGACCACAAAGAUUUUUCCAACUACUUUUCCCCCAAAUCAAGUGUAACACUAAUAUCAACUUUUUGCUACAGGCGUUUUCCAAUGUAGUGCACCAUUUUCCAAUGUAGUGCUUUUAAUUAACAAAUGUAAAAAUUGUUUUUUUUCUCACGGAAAUAUAUUCACCCAACGCUAAACUAUUUUUCCGCAUCAUCCCGUCCCUAAAUUCAAUGUGAUAUGAAUUUUACUGCUUAUUAAUGUUUUCCAAAGUUGUCAUCAAUUUCUCACAUUAUAUAUUCUUUGCGAAACCUUUUUAAUUCUACUAUAUAAUGUCUGAAAUUCAUUCUGAAGCUUAGCCUCUUCACCAUGAUCUCUUGCUAUUAUCCCUUCAGCAACUCUUCUUUGUCCGAUUUUUCAUUGAUCCGGUGUUCCUAAAUUUUCUAUUACUCAACCUGAAAUAAAUGAUACU
This is a messenger RNA of Caenorhabditis elegans, 1807 nucleotides long. It is a transcript of the gene rgs-2, whose product is annotated as RGS domain-containing protein. The record is from RefSeq and is marked reviewed. NCBI's taxonomy places the organism in Eukaryota, Metazoa, Nematoda, Chromadorea, Rhabditida, Rhabditidae. Bases 493 to 996 code for a protein of 167 amino acids. The transcript has 5 exons.